AUGAUCAAAUUGGGCGCAUUGGCGCGUCGCUUCUACCAUCCAAGUGCCAAAGAAUAUGCGGUUGCCAAAAACCUUGUUCCCUUAGCGUACAGCAAGGACUCUUUGCAAUACAAAGUAUUGGACCAUGCUUUGAAAAACAAUGUCCCGGAGUACGGGUUCAAUGAGAGAGCGAUCGUAGCGAGUCUGACGAGUCUGGGCCACGGUUCCUCGGUGCUGUCGGCCAUAGGGGCUUCGAAUUCGCCUGCUUUCUUCAACGCUUCGCCCGCUGUUCUCGAAUUGGCCAAGUUUCAUUUAGUGCAGAAACGGUACGCCGUGGUGGACAAUAUCGAUCGUGAACAGCCAUUGCCAUCGCUAGAGACUCUGUUUCUGCGCAGACUCGACCUGAAUAAACCAAUCGCACGCCAUUUGUCACAAUUGCUGUCGUACCUGUCAAUUCCGGGUGAUUUUCUUGUCAGUUCCGCUUUGCCCGAGCUGCACCGCCUGUCUGAUGACAUGGUAUUCUUUUCUCACGAGCCCGAUUCUCAUGAUUUUGCAUGGUAUUCCAAACGUUUGGCGAUAUCGUGUGCCUACGUAAGCUCAGAACUGUUCAUGGCUCAGGACAAGUCUCCAGACUACCACGAAACGUUUGAGUUUGCUCGCGAAAAACUUCAUCGUGUCACACAGCUUGGAGAGUACUAUAACAAUACCGAAGAAUAUCUGUGGUACACACUACUUAUGAGCAUCAACCUUGUCAAAUCUCAACUCGCACGUGGAUGA
Lachancea mirantina is the source of this 756-nucleotide messenger RNA. The record is from the annotation of a GenBank genome assembly. Lineage: Eukaryota; Fungi; Ascomycota; Saccharomycetes; Saccharomycetales; Saccharomycetaceae.